AUGGAUACCAUUCUUUUCGUUGACUCAUAUGCCACUCCAGCUUUCGUGUUGAUGCUAAUCGUCCUAACACUGUGUAUUAUAUAUCUCCUAUUCAACCCUUAUUACCUUGUAAGAAAGAGCGGGCUUUUAUACCCCCGACCGAUUUAUCCCGUUUUUGGACAUCAGUUGUCUUUAAUGAAACACGGCUUUCAAAUAUGUUACUGCAAUUGGCGCAAUCAGCUGUACCCACCUAAAAAUAGUGAGAAUGUAUCAUCGAAGGAAGUCUAUAAAAUAUACGCCGUAUGCGAGGGUUUAAAUUGCACCGUUGUUGUUUCCGAUCCUCUGAUACUAAAAUUGGUGUUUGUCAGAGACUUUCACACCUUCCCCAAUCGACGACUCCUAAUUUUGCAUCAAAAAUGUUUGACCAAAGCGGUGAUAGCUCAGCCUUACCGGGAGUGGAAAAUAAAUCGUCAAAAUCUGGUGGGAACAUUUACCACUUCCAUGAUAAAGCAAAUGCUGGUUGACAAUGUGCGUUGCACCUUAGACUUAGUGGAAAAGGCUGGAUCGAUGACUGAAGAUAGUCUUAAUCUUUCGGAAGGGCUGCCAAAGAAAAGUUAUAAAAUGAGCGAUGACGAAUCUUAUACAAAACAAAGAAAUCAUGAUCCGAAAAUUUCGGCCGAAAAAAUAAUAGAUAGCAGCUGUCAAUCGAAACAACAAAAUACGCGUUACCCAUUUAAGAUUGACGGGAAGACCCCCUUCGAAACAAAACCGUUGUUCGGAAUUUACGCUAUCGACAUCAUGACCAGGAACUCUUUCGGUUUCAAAUUAAAGUUUGGAACACGUGACCACGCAAAAUUCAUGGAAAGCACUAGGGAAAUAUUUACGUACCAAAUGCACAGAUUUAUCAUUCUAAGCUGGCUUAAGCCGAUUGUAUAUCUCAUCUCCUGCCUGUUGAGGAUUUCUUUUGUGGGUGAGCCAUCUCUCAUCUACAUUAGAGAUGUCAUUAGGAAGUUCGCUGGCCUAAGACAAGACGCUUUCUUCAAUCGGAAAGACCUGUAUCAGAUUAUGCUAAACGCGGCUAAAAGGAAUUUUCAAAAUGAACGUCGCGAUAACUCGUUAGUCGAUCGUAUCAAAGGUUGUCCUUUCGUCAAUUAUUUGACAAAAAGUGACAAUAAAAAUAUGAUCGAUUAUGACAUGGAGAACGUGGAGGCGAAUUCGAUAUUCAUUACAUUAGCCACUUACGAAACAUUGUCAACGGCUCUGUCCUGGGUCGUCUAUCACCUAGCCCAGAAUCCCGGCAUGCAAGAUCUUAUAUACCAAGAAAUCGUAGCGGAAUUAGGAAGCGCAUCUCUUCAUAAGGAAGAUGAAACUAAUAUGGUAUCUAGCGUGAGCAAUGACGAUGAUAGUGAAAUACUAAUGAGUGAACAUGAUUCUCCUAAUAGGAACAGCAGAUAUGAUAAAGAAGAAUUUCCGAAUUCCGAGUAUUCCAAAGUGAAUUACCACUUCCUAAAACGUUUAAAAUAUACAGAUAUGUUUGUGAAAGAAGUCCUUAGACACGAUCCACCCGUGGCUAUCAUAAAUAGGGUGGCUAAUGAGGAUUAUACCCUACCGCUUAAAGAUAGUAGAAUAAAGAUUCUUAAAGGAACGCUGAUCAAUGUACCAAUUUACGACAUACAUCAUGAUCCAGAAUAUUGGCCUGAUCCUGAUAUCUUUGAUCCGGAAAGAUUUAGCAUCGAAAAUAGCUAUAACAAAUAUGCCUAUCUGCCGUUCGGAUUAGGGCCUCGCAACUGUGCAGCAGAAAAAUACGCUAUGUUAACUAUGAAGACAUUUCUAGCUGUCGUUUUGCAGAAAGUUGAAUUUAGAAAGUGCCCCAAGACCUUGGACAGUUACACGCCCUACGAAACCGCUUUCCAAAAGAGCGAGUUCCAUUAUCCAGAAUGCGGAAUAUGGUUAGUGGCUCAUCCCAGAGUUUAAUAUUUAAAAUUGAAUGUUCUUUUAUUAUGUACAUAGAAUAUUACAUAAUGAUUAUUUUCUAUUUAUCUAUCUAUCUAUCU
Messenger RNA from Gordionus sp. m RMFG-2023, 2033 nucleotides. Its product is annotated as cytochrome P450 3A24-like. The record is from RefSeq and is a predicted model, not a curated record. The coding region runs from base 1 to 1953 and encodes 650 amino acids. Gene Ontology annotation, molecular function: steroid hydroxylase activity; heme binding; oxidoreductase activity, acting on paired donors, with incorporation or reduction of molecular oxygen. The transcript has 4 exons. NCBI's taxonomy places the organism in Eukaryota, Metazoa, Nematomorpha, Gordioida, Chordodea, Parachordodidae.